CAAAAGAAGGCCACACCUCGUGACAGCCACCAACAACACGUUCAUGUGCGCUCCAGAUCAGCUAUUCUUUAGUAUUUCCAACUGCACCUGAAGGCAGCGGGAGGCAGGAGGUGGAGAGAGAUAGAGGCUGAAUAACAGUGAGAGAGGAGGCGGGGGGGGGAGAGAGAGCGAGACCCAGCUAGCGACAGCAGCACUGUGAGCCUGUCUACCACUAACUGACCGCUGUUUAGCGACAUUAACAGUAUAAACCAACAUUGAAUAAUUGUGCUUUAGUUAAGAUAGGACUCCACCAGCAUGUCGUCGAGUGUGAACCGACAGAAAUGUGUGCCGGUAGCUAGCUAGGUGAACGUGAAGACAAAAAGGGCAUCCUCUGUGUGUUCGAGUCCGCUCGUAAUCUCCGGAUGAGACUUUCUGUGUAAACGUUCAGUGAAGCAGCGCGGAGGAAUCGUCCGCUGUUCGACCGACCCUCCGGUCCCGGUUACAGAAACAUACAGGGCAGGGAAAAACCGCCAAAGUGUCGACAUGAAAUUCACAGAGCAUCUCUCCGCUCACAUCACCCCGGAGUGGAGGAAACAGUACAUCCAGUAUGAGGCUUUCAAAGAGAUGCUGUAUGCUGCUCAGGACCAGGCCCCAUCUAUUGAAGUCACAGAUGAGGAUACGGUCAAGAGGUACUAUGCCAAGUUUGAGGAGAAAUUCUUCCAGACAUGUGAGAAAGAACUGGCCAAGAUCAACACCUUCUACUCUGAAAAGCUCGCCGAGGCUCAGCGGCGAUUCGCCACGCUGCAGAAUGAGCUGCAGUCAUCUUUGGACGCCCAGAGGGAGAGCUGGGCUAAUGGGCGGGGCCUGAGGAGGAGGAAGACGGUGUUCGCCCUGUCGCAGCAGGAGCGAUGCAAACACAGAAACAUAAAGGACCUGCAGCUGGCCUUCUCCGAGUUCUACCUCAGCCUCAUACUGCUGCAGAACUAUCAGAACCUGAACUUCACAGGUUUCAGGAAGAUCCUGAAGAAGCAUGAUAAGAUUUUGGAGACGUCAAGGGGGGCCGACUGGAGGGUGGCCCACGUUGAAGUGGCUCCAUUUUACACAUGCAAGAAGAUCACGCAGCUCAUCUCUGAGACCGAGGCGUUGGUCACAACAGAGCUGGAAGGUGGUGACAGACAGAGGGCCAUGAAGAGGCUGAGAGUACCUCCCCUGGGAGCUGCACAGCCUGCUCCUGCUUGGACCACCUUUAGAGUCGGGCUUUAUUGUGGAGUAUUCCUUGUCUUAAUAGUGACUGUGGUCAUUACAGGAGCUGUGGUGAUCCGUAGUACUGAUGUUUGGCCUAUGGUCAGGAUCUACAGAGGAGGCUUCCUGUUAAUAGAAUUCCUCUUCCUGUUAGGCAUCAACACGUACGGCUGGAGGCAGGCAGGAGUGAACCAUGUACUCAUAUUUGAACUCAACCCCAGAAACAACCUGUCCCACCAACAUCUGUUUGAGAUUGCAGGUCUGUUGGGGGUGCUGUGGUGUGUCAGCCUGCUGUCCUGUCUCUUCAGUGAUAGCAUCCUGGUGCCAAUGCAGGCUAACCCUCUGGCUCUCUACGGCCUCUUUUUCCUCUUCCUCAUCAACCCCUUCAAGACCUGCUACUACAAGUCACGCUUCUGGCUGCUCAAACUAUUGUUUCGAGUGGUGACAGCUCCGUUUCAUCGCGUUGGCUUUGCAGACUUCUGGCUGGCUGACCAGUUGAACUCUCUGGUGGUGGUUCUGAUGGAUCUGGAGUACAUGAUCUGUUUCUACAGUUUUGAACUGGACUGGAAAAAACACGAUGGACUCAUCAGCAGUUCAGGUAAAGAUGUGUGUAACUCCUACUCCUACGGCGUCCGUGCAGUGAUCCAGUGUCUUCCAGCUUGGUUCCGAUUCAUCCAGUGUCUGCGUCGUUACCGCGACACCAAACGGGCCUUCCCUCACCUGGUUAAUGCUGGGAAAUACUCCACUUCCUUCUUUGUUGUCACCUUCGCUGCCCUAUACAGCACACAUAAAGCGGAAGACCAUGCUGACACUCAGAUCUUUUUCUACUUGUAUAUCGGCUGUUUGGUGGUCAGCUCAUGUUACACACUGGUCUGGGAUCUGAAGAUGGACUGGGGCCUAUUUGACCGCAACGCAGGAGAGAAUACCUUUCUGAGGGAGGAGAUAGUCUACCCACAUAAGGCCUAUUACUACAGUGCCAUAGUGGAGGAUGUGCUGUUGCGAUUUUCAUGGACUCUGACCGUCUCCCUCAGCACAGUCUCCGGGUUGCACGGCAUCUCUGACAUACUGGCGACUAUACUGGCCCCAAUGGAGGUCUUUAGGCGUUUUGUGUGGAACUUCUUCCGGUUGGAGAACGAGCACCUGAAUAACUGUGGUGAGUUCAGGGCCGUGCGAGACAUCAGUGUGGCUCCGCUCAACGCUGACGACCAGACCCUGCUGGAGCAGAUGAUGGACCAGGAGGACGGAGUCAGGAACCGACAGGGCAAGAAGAGCUGGAAGAGGAGCUACAGCAUGAGUCUACGCCGGCCACGACUGGCCUCACAGUCCAAGACCCGUGACACCAAGGUUUUGAUAGAGGACACCGAUGAUGACUCCUGACAUCAGGCCACGCCCCUCGCCUGGGUCCAGAAUUUAUUCAAAGGAGGAAACUCCACCUCCUAACCGAGGAAUUACCCAGCGAGUUGGGCGUUGAACACUCAACCGAGGACUAGUUUUAAACUCUCAUGCCUACGUAUUCCUUUCUCCAAUGCAUGAGCCUCUGCUCGGGUUCAGAACUAUUUCAAAAGGAGGAACUUUCACCUCUUGAACAAACAACCCAGCAGCACGGCCAGCAAACUCAUACUCCUACCUUCAAUAAUAAAUGGGGUGGGCUAAUCACUGAAACUCUACCUUACCCAAGCAUUGGGUGAAAAACCUCCCUGCCAUUCUCAGCCACCCACAGGUGGACUCUCUAACUACACCCACUCUUCAGCCAUUGCUUGGGCUCUCCUCAAAGCCUCAGCCUAGCAUGAACAACGCAGCUAAACGGAAACGCAAGCCGAUCACCCUGACAGGAAGUGUCCUGCUCCCUCUCGGUGCCACACAGCUCCCGAAAAAGGGAGAGGCCGACAACUUCAAGCCUACUGCUGAUGAGGACCAAAAGGUUUUCUCCCUGCCUUUAGCUAUUAGUCUCCACCUACACUCCCAGCAUCCAAGUAAUGCUUUGACAAAAGCCUUGAAUAAAUGAUGCACCAUUCACACCUCAACAGAUCUCCAGUCAACCUGUAAUUUGGACCUCAGAAUGAACCUAAAGCCCCUUCUGUCUAAUUAGAAAAUGAGAAGGGUUGAAAUGUGUCCUCUUCCUUUUUGGCGACUUUUAAAGGCCUUGUGACCUUCUCUCUGACCCUUGCCGUUUUACACCGGCCUACAGACUAUGCUGAUGAACAUUUGGUAACGGCAAUCAGUCAUCAGCUUAACUCCCCCCGCUCUUCAGCUUGCCCCUUCAAAUCAUCACAGAGCUGCCUACCUGCACCUUACACGCUUUAGAAACACACACACAGAAACACGCACUUUGUAGGAAGAGUGAACUGGGGUGGAAUGCCCAUUUUGUGUGCUCGCACACACAAACAAUUAUUUGAUAUGUUUUAUUGUUAAUUGAUGCGGAACCAUUCUUUUUUUUUUUUUUUUGGAAACCCUGGGAAGAAAACACACACAUACAUAGACUAGCAAUUAUUUGUAACUGUGGUUGUAAAUAUGAGAUGGACCAAAGCAGGAGGUGGUGGGAAAAUAUUCGGAAAAUAUCAAAUACUCCUUACAAAAAAACAGAAAACGUGCUGAGUUCAGACUGUAUGGAACAGCAGCUGGAAUGACUGUUCAGCCAUGGAGCUGAGAAGGAAAUUUUACUUUGUGUUUCCGGGAAAAGAUGAAGACCAUCUUAAUCAUCCUGUGGGAUCUCCCAGUCAUCCCAUGUGGAAAUCUCCUCCAUCUGGAAAUUAUUUUGCUGAAUGUAUACCAGCUUAUUUAUGUAUCUAUAAAUGGGAGACAUGUCUAAAUACCACCGCUGAACCCAUUUAGGCAAUCAGUUUUGGAAACUUUAGGAUAAGUCCCAUGGAAUCUUUUAUUUCUCCCCUUAAGUAUUGAAAAAAGACUAAUUAAGAACGUUUGGAUUAUGAAACAGCCAUACUCGUCUUUUAAACUGGUUCAUUGAAAUGUGACGAUGAUGAAAAGGGGGGAGGUCACCUGUCUGUCACACACCGGUCCAAACUGUCACAAUCCAAGGGAUGGUGUAGUUCAACUUAAACCUGAAUGAAGUGGCCCUUCCAGCUGGUUUGGUGUUGAAUGAUCUCUGUGGGAGUGAAUCUGAUUGGCUGUGUUUAUACAUGCUGGUGUAGCUCAGGUUCCAUAAACAAACUGGUUUGGUUUCAACAUUUUAAUGGAAAAGGUUGGUUUAAAGAAAUAACCUGUUUGUUUCAAGACUGUCAUUUUAAUAUAUUUUCAUGUUCAGUAUGUAAUUCAACACAUUUUGAGAGUCUACCGUAAAUGUUCAAAUAGAAGCUUGGGCCGUUAUUACCUCAAUGGCAGAGAGAAGCAGAUCUUUAGAACGGGCUUAUAUUAGAGAAAGUCUUUUAUUCCUGAUUUUCCCUGACUCCCAGUUAACUUAGCCUGUAGUCUACUACACACUUGGAAGCUAUAUGGUAUUCAGUUGGUUGCCAUCUGCAACUUUAGUGCUACAUCCUACACACUGGACCUUCAAUGCAAACUCAAACUUCCUCCACUUUCACCUUUUUGUCUUGAUGUCUACAGCACUAAUCCCAUCAAUGCAACGACUUCCCAACUGUCAGAAGUGUUUCUUUUCAUUGACUGUAGCCUAAUAUUGGUCAGGAAAAACUGAAACUUUUAUGUGUUUAUGGUGGCCAUGCCUCUGCCAUUAUAUGAUUUUAAGAGAAUUUACAGUCAUUUUCUUUAACAGCUGUUAAAGGGGCCUGGCUGUGGGUUUUUUUUCCAUAGUUUGACAAAGUCUCAAUUAGUAAAAGAGCUACAAAAUGAAACCAUCUUCUGUUGUUUAGUGAAGACAGGUAGUUGUGAUUACACUGGAGAAAAUGUUUUUCUAAAUGUUUCUAAUAGAGCAAAGAUCUUAAUUGUGUUACUUUUUUCACAUUCCCAAAGUGGUUGACACACAUUGGUUGUUUAGUUGAGGAGGUUCUGUUUAGGUUUUAUUUUCUUCUACAUUGCUUGUUAGUAGCUUGUGGAUGCAAUUUGGAGUGACUGACUUCUGAAAUCCUUCAGGAAACCCUGAUAGAAGUCAGUUACCAGUGAGCAAUAAGUCUCUUAAGGAUUAUGUGCACUUUAAUGCCAGAUGGUUUUUUAUUUUAUUUUUAUUUUUAUUUUUCCUCAGACUUGAUGGAGGUACAUAGCAGUUUUAGUUUUCAUCAUCUUGUUUUACUGGUUAUUCCUGGAGCUAUCAACUAUUUGUUGGAGUCACUUUCAUCUGGGCUUCCAACAUGAGAAAGUCCACUAUUCAAAUGUCAGGCAAAGCCGAGUGGAAAGAAUAUAUAAUGUUGCAUGCAAUAGUACAUUAGAAGCAAUAUUUGUUAUUUCUAAAGGUCUUACUACUUUCUGAUGGAGGGCAGAUGGGCAAAGCAAGCUCAGUGGUAACACUGAUGUCCAGUGCGAGCUGUGAGGAACUCUGUAUAUACGUAGAGCUUCUGACAGGAUGCUGGUGGGUUGAGGCAGCACAUCUUCCACUGCUUGCAUUUCCACCUGUUUGACAGUAGGAAUAAUCACAUUUCCUGGUGGUUAUGUUGGAAUCUAUAAGAUUCAAACACAGCAGUCAGUGAGUUUUGUUUUUCACCCCUUCUUUUUUUUUUUUUACAAUCUUUUUUUCUUUAUGGCAUAUUUUUAUCUUAAUAAUCUGCUCUAUCAUUCCUGAAAACCUCCUGUGUAACCCGUAGUUGCAUAAAGCUUAGCUUCUUUUGUUCUCUCUCCCCACCCCAAACCUCAUGGGUAACCGUAGUUCAAACCAGCAGCUCUAAGACCUGGUCACACCAGCAUUUAAAACAGUGAAAGUUUGCUGCAAUUUCAACCAAUUGCAAUGGAAUCGACCCGAUUCGUAAAUUAGCUAAUGGGGCUGUGGUAAAUCUGCGCAAAUUUACACUUCCAUUUUGGUGAACCUAGACCAACAAAUUUGUGCCAUUGACCAAUAGCAAACCCUUUUGACAGUGCUGACCUUUGAGGGGAAGAGAGCCCAAGUGGCAGCGAGUACUGUCAUUACGCCACCAAGACUCGGCUUAAUUACCUCCAGGCUGUUGUUCUAUUACUGAUAUUUGACAAAGACUGUUGCAUGCAAGAUGUAAUAUUAUUCUAUGUAACAGUCUCCAUUGUUGCCUUCACCAUCCUCUCUUCUUUUCUCUUUAGAAUAUGACACACCAACUGGUGUGACGGUUUGCACUUCAGCUCAAGGAAAACCUGCUAUUUUUUAGUUCCAAUUGGGAACCACUUUUUCAGGUUCCAAACCAACUUAUUUUUGGUUGAAAUGCUCCAAACAGCUCGAAAUUAGGUGCUUGAGCUGGAUCGUGUUGGUGGAACAGGGGUAUUUCAGUUGUAACCAGGCCUUUAGGGUGCCACAAUUCAGCAAGUUGAUAUUAUAAGGCAACAAUCAGUCUGAGCAGGAAGGUCCCUCAAGGUUCACAUCAACUACUAAAAUCUGGAUCUUAAAAAAAGAGAUAAAAUGAUCCUUUUUUUGAAGACCUUUAGUUUGAUACCAUCGCGGAAGAUCUUUCUUGAUACAUCUGCAAAGAUGUUGCUUAGUAAAAAAAAGCUGGUAUUAAAAAAUGAGUAAAAGUGCAAACACUGACACUGCUCUCUGAAUUCACUUUGACCAUAACAGAAGCACCAAAAGUUUUCUUCUUGGCCUUUUAUUGCACCACUGGAGCUCAGGGUUCGUCGUCUUGUUCAUAGCUAAAAAGAGGAUUGCCCUCUCUUUUAUGUGUAUAUAUUUUAAUGAUAAAUAUCUCUUAAUUUCCACACAGGCUUUGAAAUUAGGGCGUUGCCUUCACUGCUUUCUGUCUUAUAAAAUGUCCACGCAGCAGACGCAAUCAUUCCAUCCAAAGAGAACAGUUUAGUUUUCUGAUUUUAAAGUUUGUUCAGGACUUUUAUAUUUUGAAAUUCCUCAGGUUUCUAUGUUGAGGUACUUCCUUAUGAAGCCAUUCCUGUGUUUAAAAGCAGCGUAGUGACAGGAGAGUGGGAGGUGAGAUGUGGUAAGAUUUGGACUCAGGACAUUGUGAGCACAUUUGCACCUUAACCUGCAAAUUCACAAGCAGCACUGAAGCUUCCUGACUUCCUGUCACCUGCCCCUUCUUCUUAUUGCAUUAUUUUCUGAAUGUACCAUUUGAAACCUCACUCCAUGAAUGUAUCUGUUUAUUACAUGAAUACACCAGAGAUCUGCUUUAGUAGCGUAGCAAAGGAAGUUAUUUUUUCAUUUUGUUUUGUUGAGUCAGCAGAACGCCAAACAGGAUGAUCUCCCCAAAACUUUGUGCUCCUUCAAUACCACAGCCAGGCCUGACGGUGUUUAUCAUGUUUCAGUUGUUGUGAUUCUGAACUCUUCAUUUUAACAUUUCAGCUGCAGGCAGGCUGACCAGGCUCAGAUCGUGUUGGUUCAGGGUUUCAAUUGUGUCUUUUUGGUUUUCUUUGUCUAGAUUCCUCCACACUCACAUUGCACAUGAACACCACACUGCUUUUAUGUGAAGACAUUUGAGACUGACAGACAGGUGAACCCCCUUUUUCCAAAACUCAAUCAAAUGAAGUGCAUCGGAAGAGGGAAGGGCUGGGUAUUGAUGAUCAGUACUGUUUCGGUACCAUGGGAAAUGUAUCCUUGAAUGACUCUUCUGUUCCGUAACCUGUUAAUCAGCAGUAAAGCUGUCAGAGUUGGAGAAUUUUCCUAAAACCUACCAAACUGUAGAGGUUGCUGAAAUAUGGCAAUAUUUCCUGAAAUCUAAAAACUACAGACUUAGUACAUUGGCAGCCAUACUGAUGAUCAUAAGGUGAAGCGAUAACAGACUACGACAGGUCUGAACCACUCAUGAAUUCUGUUCGUACAGUCGUGUAAAUUCUCUUAAAUUACUUGUACGUGCCACUGAGGAAUCAUUCUGUUCAUACGAGUUGUUCUUCCUUGAGGCCCAAUGUCUUCCUCUCCUCUAAAGUAAAACCAGAAACUUUGUCUGGUUCUUCAGAUAUUCAGAGGGGAGCAUUAGACGUUUAGCUCUGGAGUGAAGCACUUACGGAUUUUGAUCAGAAUGGAGUGCUAUGAUUGGAUGCAAAGUCCUACUGUUCAAAGUUACACUUUGAAGGAUCUGAGAAUGUUUCUGCGGGGGAAGCAACACAACUGGUAGCUCUGGUCCUUAGAUCGGAACGCUUCGAUAGGAAAACAGGGUUGUUGCCGAGGCUUGAGCGCCUGGCAACACUGUCCACUCUUCAGGUCCAGGAAGUCCCAGUCGCUGGUGGUGUUGCAAACGUCUUGAAGGAUUUUUCUCAAAUGUGUGCUCUUUGAAAUCAUUUGGUGUUCGGUGACCCCCGCCCUGAGGACACUGUGUGUCCUCUAAUCUUUUUGAAAUGCCUACUGGUCACCAGUUCUGUUGUAUCCACACCAGUCAUCAUCUUCCAGUACUCACUGUAACUCUGGGUCCGGAGCAUGAAGCCUCCCGGAGGAUGAGAAUCCAGGGAUGCGAUUUAUUUUACAUGUAAAGCCAUGCUGUUAAAUCUUUUUUUUUUUUUUCACAAAACUAAUUUGGUCUGAUCAGCUGAGAUGAUUGGAGACACUUCAUGCUCACUGGCCAAAAUAUUUCUCAGUGUGGAUCAUGGAGUAGGCCGUGAGAAACUCAACCUGGAUCAACGAUUUCACCUUCUCUGACAUCCAUAUAGUUCAAGCUAAAUUUAAAUGGGAAUAAAAUGGAGCCAAAAACCAAAAUGUGACCAAGUCUCCAUGUACCAGAACCAGUUCAUUUUUAGGCUUGAAAGCAGAGCGAGCGUUUUGAUCCACGUUCUGACCCCACCACGGUGUGACCCAGAGCUGUUGAUUAUACAAUACAUUAUAUAUUGAUGAAUAUAUUGAUUAGAAGCAUUGUAUAAUCGGUGACUGUGCUGUGGGUGUUGUCUUGUAUGUACAGUAGCAGUGUGAUGCUACAGAGGUGCCUGGUUCACCAACCCCUGUUACAGUUUUUCAGUAAAAACGGCUAAUGCUCAAAAGGUG
Molecule: messenger RNA, 9223 nt
Organism: Dicentrarchus labrax (European seabass)
Lineage: Eukaryota; Metazoa; Chordata; Actinopteri; Moronidae
Product: xenotropic and polytropic retrovirus receptor 1 homolog
Exons: 16
Coding region: 523-2598 (691 amino acids)
Biological process (GO): phosphate ion transport; cellular response to phosphate starvation
Cellular component (GO): cytoplasm; plasma membrane; Golgi apparatus
Molecular function (GO): inositol hexakisphosphate binding
Source: RefSeq, a predicted model, not a curated record